This is a messenger RNA of Sinocyclocheilus anshuiensis, 312 nucleotides long. RefSeq names its product flavin-containing monooxygenase FMO GS-OX-like 7. The transcript has 2 exons. Gene Ontology annotation, molecular function: N,N-dimethylaniline monooxygenase activity; NADP binding; flavin adenine dinucleotide binding. The annotation marks the transcript as partial. Lineage: Eukaryota; Metazoa; Chordata; Actinopteri; Cypriniformes; Cyprinidae. The record is from RefSeq and is a predicted model, not a curated record.
UCUGGACUAGAUAUUGCCAUGGAGCUCUCCAAUGUUGACGCUCAGGUGAUCCUGAGUCAUGGACAGCGGCCUUUGACCUGCCCCUUUCCUCCAGGAGUCCAGCAGGCUCCUCCAGUAACUUCUGUACUGGAUGAUGGCACUCUAGAGUUCAAAAAUGGGGAGAGAACCAAGCCAGAGGUGUUCCUGUUUUGUACAGGCUACAACUUCACCUUCCCGUUCCUAGAUAAGAAAGUGGGUAUAAAAGUGCAGGAGCACCUCGUCUGGCCUCUCUAUAAGUUCCUAAUACCUCCAGCCUACCCUUCACUCUUUAUA